Messenger RNA from Peromyscus leucopus (white-footed mouse), 1387 nucleotides. Its product is annotated as olfactory receptor 1361-like. Gene Ontology annotation, biological process: G protein-coupled receptor signaling pathway. Lineage: Eukaryota; Metazoa; Chordata; Mammalia; Rodentia; Cricetidae. Gene Ontology annotation, molecular function: olfactory receptor activity; G protein-coupled receptor activity. Gene Ontology annotation, cellular component: membrane. Bases 213 to 1172 code for a protein of 319 amino acids. The record is from RefSeq and is a predicted model, not a curated record. The transcript has 2 exons.
UGAAAGGACAGGUGUGGGAGAAGGAGGCGGGGCAACUUGGGCCUGCCUUCCUAAGGGUCACCCCCCACAUGCACCCAUUGGCCCACGUGGCUACUCCACACUUGCGCACAGAUCAUGUGGUCAUACCAGGCAUGUGGUCAUACCAGGCACGAUUACCUGACCACGCAGCACAGGGGUUAUGUUGGACGUAUCCUCGAAAUAACUAGGUGGAAAUGACUGGGAUCAGACUCAUGAGAGGCAGCAACCAGUCCAGUGUCUCCGAGUUCCUCCUCCUGGGACUCUCCAGGCAGCCCCAGCAGCAGCAGCUCCUCUUCCUGCUCUUCCUCAUCAUGUACCUGGCCACUGUCCUGGGAAACCUGCUCAUCAUCCUAGCCAUCGGCACAGACUCCCGCCUGCACACUCCCAUGUACUUCUUCCUCAGCAACCUAUCCUUUGUGGAUGUCUGCUUCUCCUCCACUACUGUCCCCAAGGUGCUGGCCAUUCACAUACUCAGGAGUCAGGCCAUAUCCUUCUCUGGGUGUCUCACGCAGAUUUAUUUUCUUUGUGUGUUUGCUGUCAUGGACAAUUUCCUGCUAGCUGUGAUGGCCUAUGACCGGUAUGUGGCCAUAUGCCACCCCUUACACUACACAACAAAGAUGACCCAUCAGCUCUGUGUCCUCCUUGUGGUUGGGUCAUGGGUGGUAUCCAGCAUGAAUGCUCUGUUGCACACCCUGCUCAUGGCUAGACUCUCAUUCUGUGCAGACAACAUCAUCCCCCACUUCUUCUGUGACAUCACUCCCCUCCUGAAACUCUCCUGCUCAGACACAGACCUCAAUGAGCUGAUGAUUCUUUUUGUUGCAGGGCUGUUAAUGAUAGCUCCAUUUGUUUGCAUCCUUGUGUCUUAUGUCCUUAUUACUUGUGCUAUCCUGAGAGUCUCAUCCACAAGUGGAAGAUGGAAAGCCUUCUCCACCUGCAGCUCCCACCUGGCUGUGGUCAGCCUCUUCUAUGGCACCAUCAUAUCCCUGUAUUUCAACCCCUCCUCCUCACACUCAGCUGGGAAGGAUACAGCAUCUGCUGUGAUGUACACAGUGGUGACCCCCAUGCUGAACCCUUUCAUCUACAGCCUGAGGAACAAGGACAUGAAAGGAGCUUUAAGGAAAGUGCUUACCAUGAAAUUCUCAUCUACUCAGUAAGGCUAAAAAAGAUCAUAUAAAGAAGUAAUUUCCAAGAAAACCAUAUUUGUUCUACUGUGUGAAACUUAACUUUUGUUUUGUUAGGAAAGCAUCUACUAUCUUUCUUGGAAGAACAUAAUCCGAGUUGUAGACUACAUAGGAAAAGGUGGAAAGUGGCUUGGGAUGCAGCUCAGUUCGAUUAUGCUUAUCUGGCAUGUAAGAGGCCCAGGUUUGAU